Jatropha curcas is the source of this 2653-nucleotide messenger RNA. Its product is annotated as pentatricopeptide repeat-containing protein At2g34370, mitochondrial. Gene Ontology annotation, molecular function: zinc ion binding; protein binding; RNA binding. Gene Ontology annotation, biological process: RNA modification. NCBI's taxonomy places the organism in Eukaryota, Viridiplantae, Streptophyta, Magnoliopsida, Malpighiales, Euphorbiaceae. The record is from RefSeq and is a predicted model, not a curated record.
GCCUUAUCAGCCCAAUAGGGUUCAAAGAGCAAUUCUUCGCCUUCACCGCUGCCGUUAACCAAUAACGCCUUCUUUCUCUGCAUUUGAAGCAGCAUAGUUUUGGCGAUCAAUGUCCAAAAGAAGAGUCUCGCUUUUCACAAUCAAUUCCAUCACAACCUUGUCCAAGGUAUGCUCUUCGAUUAAUUCCUCUAAUUCAAUCCAAACCCUUGCUUUAUCGAAAAAUCUUAGCACUGCAGCUCAAAGAUCGGAGUUUCAAAACCCUGUUGGUAACCACUCUGAGAAUUCUGAUGAGCAUUUCCAAAGCCCUGGUGGUUCCUGUGGCGAGACCCAAAACCCUCUAGAGUUAGUUCAAAAACAAAAUGGGAAGGGCUUAAGCCCUAAUUGGGGUUUUAGGGAAGCCGCUGGAAAUGUUGUAGGGAACAAUCAGUGUCCGAAGAAUUGGAAUUCUGUUGGGUCUUAUGGGCAAAAUCAUAGAGAUUUGGAUGUAGAUUACCAAAAUUUUAGUGGGUCUUACCGGGAAAGCAAUAGGGGCGUCAAUCAGACUAAUCCAGUUGAGAGGAAUAGUAAUUUUGGCGGACAUUAUGUGGAUACUGGGGAGUUUCAGCAUAGCCAUAGGGAGGUUUCUGCUUCAAAUUCAAAGAAUUUACAGGAUCAUCCCAAAGGAGUUUAUGGAGGUAAUGCUAAUUUUCAGGAUGUUAACGGGUAUUAUCAUCCUGAACCUAGAGAUAUAAGACAGAACCCAACUGGGCAUGAUUUGCAACGUCCUUCAGAUUCACAAAGAAGCUGGAAUAGCAAUAAUACUCAAAAUGUUAAUCAAUUUCAGCCUGGCUCCAGUGGUUAUCGCAUGUGGAAUCUUGGUAUGUAUCAGCAUGACCCUAAUUCUGCCCAAUAUCAGCAGAAUGUGAAUGUUGGACAAUAUCAGCCAAAAUCCCAUGGUGUUCAGAAUGUAAUGGAGGCUACUUCUCAAGUACAAAACAAUGCCAGAAUUAAUGGGCAUUUGGCUGUCUCUUCUGAAAGUAGCCCAUCCGGAGGUUUUCUUAAAGAGCUUGAUGAUUUUUGCAAGGAAAAGAAAGUGAAGGAAGCUGUUCAAGUUUUGCAUUCAUUAGAGGAGCAGCAAAUUCCUGUGGAUUUGCCUCAUUUUUUGCAGUUGAUAGAGGCUUGUGGAGAGCUUAAGGCUUUAGAAGAAGCAAAAGCAAUUCAUGACCAUAUUUUGAGAUCGUUGUCCCCUUUGAGUGUCAGCAUGUCUAACAAGAUCAUGGAGAUGUAUGCGAAAUGUGGUGCUAUGGACAGUGCAUUUGAUGUUUUUAACAAAAUGUCGGAGCGCAAUUUGGAGUCUUGGCAUCUUAUGAUCACAUGGCUUGCAAAGAAUGGACUUGGGGAGGAUGCCAUUGAUCUGUUCAGUGAGUUUAAACGAGCAGGAUCAAAACCUGAUGCACAAAUGUUUAUUGGGGUGUUUUCUGCUUGUAGUGAUGUAGGUGAUGUUAAUGAAGGAAUGUUGCACUUCGAGUCCAUGAUGAAGGAUUAUGGCAUUGUCCCAUCAGUGCAGCACUACGUAAGCAUUGUGGACAUGUUGGGAAGCACUGGAUAUUUGGAUGAAGCUUUGGAGUUCAUUGAAAAGAUGCCAAUGGAGCCAAGUGUAGAUGUUUGGGUAACCUUAAUGAAUCUUAGCCGAGUUCAUGGGAACUUGGAGCUCGGGGAUCGCUGUGCUGAGCUUGUUGGGCUUUUAGAUCCCUCCCGAUUGAAUGCACAAUCUACAGCAGGCUUUGUACCAGCAAAAGCUUCAGACAUUGCAAAAGAGAAAGAGAAAAAGCUAUCAAGUCAAAAUCUUUUAGAAGUAAGGAGCAGGGUCCAUGAAUAUCGCGCGGGGGAUACCUCACAUCCUGAAAAUGAUAAAAUAUAUGCCAUUCUUAGGGGUUUAAGGACUCAGAUGAAAGAGGCUGGUUACAUUCCGGAGACGAGAUUUGUGUUGCAUGACAUUGACCAGGAAGGGAAAGAAGAUGCUCUUCUUGCUCACAGUGAGAGGCUUGCUGCUGCUUAUGGUCUUCUAAGCAGUCCUGCUCGCUCACCUAUUCGAGUGAUAAAGAACCUUCGUGUUUGUGGUGAUUGCCACAAUGCAAUGAAAAUAAUUUCAAAGAUCGUUGGAAGAGAACUCAUUAUGCGUGAUGCCAAGAGGUUCCAUCAUUUCAAAGACGGGGUGUGUUCUUGCCGUGAUUAUUGGUGAAAAGGAUGAAACGAAAGGUCGUGCAUUGAAGUUGAUCUAGAAAGACUUAAAGUGAAUUAGUGAAAAAAUAUUCUCUUCAAGAAAAUCUAUGUACUACACAACCUAUCCAUGGACACUCCACGCACGUGAAUAGAGGCUGUAAAUGAGAAUUCAUUAGCUGUAUCACAAGGCAAAAGUGAUUCGGGGGAAAUGAAGAGUUAGGCCUGACCAGUUCAAACACAAUUAACUUAUGUUAAAAGGAUGAAGGAAUUUUUUUUUUUUUUAAAUAGAUUUACCAUGCUUGCGUGGAUGAUGACAUUGAUGAGAAGAUCAUAAGAUAGCAGACAUCAUACCACUUUUAGAUGGCUGAUUGCCAUUUGUCUAUGUAUUUUUGAACUUCCAAACAUUUAAUAUUAUAUCAAUUUUUGGGUGACCAGAUUAUGAAUUACAGAA